CGGCCAAUAGCAAGCGGCGGGAGCCGGCUGCUGUCUUCGCAGUUUCGUGCAGGUCUCUGGAGGUGAAGGGCCAGGCGCAGGCUCCGGGGCUUCAGUUCUGCGGCCUCGCGUUGGGGCGCACGGUUUUGAAUAAUAAAGCUGUUUGAAGAAAGUUGAAUAAUGACUGCAAAUGAAAGUGCCAGUGUCUUUGGCUCAAUGUCCUUGGCAGUGGAGUAUUUAGAUUCCUUAUUACCUGACAAUCCUCUGCAGGCACCGUUUAAAAAUGCUUGGAUUUACAUGCUGAAUAAUUACACAAAGUUUCAGAUCGCAACAUGGGGAUCACUCAUAGUUCAUGAAGCACUCUAUUUCUUGUUUUGUUUGCCAGGAUUUUUGUUUCAGUUUAUACCUUAUAUGCAAAAAUAUAAAAUUCAAAAGGAAAAACCAGAAACUUGGGAAGGCCAAUGGAAAUGUCUCAGACUACUUUUAUUCAGUCACUUUUGCAUUCAGCUACCUUUGAUUUGUGGUACCUGGUACUUUACAGAGUAUUUUGAUAUUCCUUAUGAUUGGGACAGUAUGCCAAGAUGGCACAUGCUGUUGGCUAGAUGUUUUGGUUGUGCAGUGAUUGAAGAUACCUGGCACUAUUUUCUUCAUAGACUUUUACAUCAUAAAAAAAUAUAUAAAUACAUCCAUAAAGUUCAUCAUGAAUUUCAGGCCCCUUUUGGAAUGGAAGCUGAGUAUGCUCAUCCUCUGGAAACCCUCAUUCUUGGAACAGGGUUUUUUAUUGGAAUUUUGAUCUUUUGUGACCAUGUAGUACUACUUUGGGCAUGGGUCACAGUUCGCUUGAUAGAAACCAUUGAUGUGCAUAGUGGUUAUGAUAUUCCUCUCAACCCUUUGAAAUUCAUACCAUUUUACACUGGGGCACGGCAUCAUGAUUUCCACCACAUGAACUUCGUUGGAAACUAUGCUUCAACAUUUACAUGGUGGGAUAGACUCUUUGGUACAGACUCUCAAUAUGUUGCCUACACUGAAAAGAUGAAGAAAUUGGAACAGCUGGAUAAAAAGACCAAAUAAACAUCUGUAAACUUUCUGGAAGAUAAAUACAUAAGAGAACGGUAGCUAAAAUUGCUUCAAGGGGGCCAAAAUAAGCAUGUAUCCUGUCUACUAAGUGAUAAGAACCUUAACAGCCUUCUGUUAUCACUCUAGUGAGAACUUUUUUUUCUAUUUUACAUACAACCUCUGUGUGUAUAGAAAUAAUGUAUAUACAUAAUAUAUAUUUAAUUACAGAUUUAAUGAGGAAAUUUAAAAGGCCGUCUUACAAAAAAGCAAAAAGCCUUAAAAGUAUUAUAUAAAUUUUUCAAACAACUUUUUGAAAUUGUUAAGACCAUGGAUCCUGAAGGAAGAUGAAAUUGAACAUUAAUCUUUUUGAAAUAGAACGCUCUUUCCCUGUAGGAAACACAAGCUUGUGGUCAUGACCUUUCUUCUUUUGAAAGUUGAGCAUAUUUUUUUACAGUCUACCUAAAGAUCAAAAUAUCAAGAGUUGGUGCAAAAUUAGAUUUUACACUGAAUAAAUCAAGCUUCUAAUUCAAGGAAGUCUUGGCUGCAUAUGCAGUUCACCAGUAGCCUUGCAUUGCCAUUGAGAACAGGAUGUAUGGGAAGGGCUGAACUUUGAUGGUGGUUUCAUUCAGAAAAUUUUGCUUCUCCUUUCAAAGGAUUCCUGUUUAGUUGCAAUGUGCUGCUGGUAUAAUUAAGCUUAAACAGUCCUGGAUUGACCUGAGUAGCGGAUUUUAGGCUAGAGGUUUUUGCAAUGUACUUGCUGUUUUUUAAUUCAGGAGCCUUUCUUGCUACUCCAAUGGUUUUUUUCCUUAUGUCUAGCAUUUACAUGAUUUUGAUCUGUGUGCUGUAACAGUGAACUGACUUGCUGCUGUUUGCACUUGUGAGUAUUGGAAUAAAGAUGUUUUUGAUUUGUGAUCA
Messenger RNA from Trichosurus vulpecula (common brushtail), 1950 nucleotides. RefSeq names its product methylsterol monooxygenase 1 (gene MSMO1). The record is from RefSeq and is a predicted model, not a curated record. The transcript is spliced from 6 exons. Gene Ontology annotation, molecular function: C-4 methylsterol oxidase activity; iron ion binding. Bases 160 to 1050 code for a protein of 296 amino acids. Lineage: Eukaryota; Metazoa; Chordata; Mammalia; Diprotodontia; Phalangeridae. Gene Ontology annotation, biological process: sterol biosynthetic process.